GACCAAACCAUUUGAGCACAGUAGAAAAUAUUGAAGAUAGAAGUAUCACAAUUAACAUUCCUUCAAAGAAUGGGAAGGAACGCAGAUCCUUCAACUUCAACAAAGUCUUUGGACCAUCUGCAACCCAAGCAGAGGUCUUCUUUGAUAUACAACCACUUAUUAGAUCUGUUUUCCUCGAUGGUUAUAAUGUUUGCAUAUGGACAAACUGGAUCAGGAAAAACUUACACUAUGACUGGACCAAAAGAGAUCAUAGAGAAAAGCCAAGAUGUAAAUUAUAGGGCUCUCAGUGAUCUGUUUGAUUUAGCAGAUCAAAGAAAGGACACUUUCCACUAUGAUGUUUCUGUUCAAAUGAUUGAGAUUUAUAAUGAGCAAGUCAGGGAUCUACUGGUCACUGAUGGAACAAACAGAAGAUAUCCUUUUACCAUUUUGUUGUAUUUUCUAGCAUUUUUUUGUAAUUUCAUAAUGAAACAUGCAUUAUUUCCCAGGCUAUAGUUCAUUGCCUUUGAGUAGAUUAUAUCAACAACAAAAUGAACUUUGCUUUACUUCUUAGGCUAAUAUGGAGAAUCACUGGUUUCUAUUUAUUAAAAUCUUAAUGAUUAAAAAGAUGCCUUCAUUUAUUUGGUAGCAUUUAGAUGAAAACAUUUUAUUCUAUAUAAUUAUACACUGUAUACUGUUUAUAUCUAAAUGAAUGAUACAAUAUCCAGAACAUAGAUCUGGAAACCUUUUAUACAUAUCUUAUAUAUACAGCUUGUACUGAUGAAGUUUGGUGCUUUGUGAGAAGUAAAGUGAUUGUUUAAUUGAAGUUCACUUUGGCCCUGCGGGCCUAAGCAGUACUUUUGGAGCUAAUUAUACAUUCCAUAUUUAUUAAUCACUGUUUAUAUUAAACUGGACAAAAAAACUAGGGUGCUUAUUAUAUAUGUGUGUCUUUAAAAAAAUAAACUUAGCUUUCUGCCUUGCUGUUUCUAACCAGAGCAUAUGUUGAUGCACAUGGAAUUGGUUCACGGUCCAAUUCUCAUUGGCAUGAUUAUGAAGCAUUAGACGAGUCUUCCCAAUUCAAGUGCCAUGGUUCUAGAGCAGGAAAAAGUGUUGUUUGUAAUAGAGGGAAAUUAAACCACCUCCAAAUCUGCACUGCAGUUCAGAUGUGCACAGUAGCCUGGUCUCAAGCACCAUUUUACUGGAAAACAGCUUCAUUUAUUGAUAUGGGAGGAAGCAAUGAUAAACGGGGAUUCUGAAUCCAUACUAGUAGUGGAAACUUUUUGCAGAUUUGUCUACCAUAAAUAGGACCUAAUUGAUUUCAAGGGAGUUGAUGUAUCACACGCAUAUAUGGGACUAAUUGAUUUUGUCGA
This is a messenger RNA of Gastrolobium bilobum, 1346 nucleotides long. Its product is annotated as kinesin-like protein KIN-14I. Gene Ontology annotation, biological process: microtubule-based movement. The record is from RefSeq and is a predicted model, not a curated record. The transcript has 3 exons. The coding region runs from base 70 to 492 and encodes 140 amino acids. Gene Ontology annotation, molecular function: ATP binding; microtubule binding; microtubule motor activity. NCBI's taxonomy places the organism in Eukaryota, Viridiplantae, Streptophyta, Magnoliopsida, Fabales, Fabaceae.